UUCUACCACUUUACAGCAGCCUGGUUCCAAGCAGCACGGAGGCCUGUGGCUCCCUGGCCUCCUCUGUACCCUGAAGACCAGGUGAAUCCGCCUUGCAGAAUGAGGUGGGGUCUGCAGAUGGGCGUGGCCCUGUUUCUCACCUGCUGCCCCACGGUCUCCGGAUGAUGCCUCCCCCACGUCUGCCUGGGAUCAACGGAGCCUUUUGUAAAUGGUUUACCCCCAGAAUGGGAGGGCCCUGCAGACCAACAGCUGGAAUAUUCAGAGUCAAAUUUUCUCCAGUUGGGGAUUCAGCAUGCCAGUACUCCCAAUGAACUGUCAACACAAGGACAGAGUCUGUGGUUAGACUCCUGCAGCAGCGAGUGGCCUCUGUUCUCCCUUCCUGAGCAGGGCCUGCCGACUUAAGGAAUGCUGAGGGACGCUCACUUGCCAAGGCCAGCAGCCCGAGGAGGGCGAGUGUGGGUCCUGCCCCCACGACGGUCCCAGCAGCUGAGCUUUGAUGAGGCCCGUGCAUUAUGUACAGUGUAGAAGACCUCCUGAUAUCUCAUGGAUACAAGCUGUCACGAGAUCUCCCGGCACCACACGAGGAUCACCAUGAGGGGCGCCCGCCAGCGAGGACAAGAGCAAGAGCGGGCCUGCUGAACGGGUGUGAAGAUGGCCCCGCGGCCUUCCCACACAGUAAGGCACCCCUGGGGACGGGACGUGGGAGUGACUCCGAAAACGACCGCCGCGCACUGAGAGUCCACGGAGAGCCCCAGAGAGCCGCUGCCGCCAGACCAUCUGAGGCGGGGUUUUAUCAUCAGCCCAUGCUAGCAUGGUCCUCUCAGCCCCAGAGCAGCCACAACCACGCCUAUUGGAGAAGAGGACACGAGGUCAGUGGCUUGUUGCGUCCACGGGACCGAGAAGACCUGGAGGUCAGAGGAAUGGCCCAAGCCCACAGUCUGCCCGUCUACACAAGGGAGGGUGCAUGGGAAGUUGGAGGAAGGACAGAGCAUGUGAUGAAGAAGGCAGUUUGGGAAGAAGAGCUAAGAAUAGAGGGUCCUGCCAAGUGGCAGAAUGUGAGCCUGGAAAGCUGGAACCAGCCAAAGAAAUUAGGGAGGCAGAUGUCUGAUGGUGACAGGGAGAAGCUGUUUCAAGAUCUAUACCCAUUCAUGCGAGGAGAACAUGUGCUGAAUUCCCAAAGCAAAGGGAAGUCCCAGUCGUUGCCUAGAGUUCUCUCUCCUGAGAGUCUGAGUUGCAUGGAAAUUCCGUUAAGUGAUGGACAUUUACCAGGUGUCCCUAAAAUGCCAUUUUACCCUUCAAAUGGUGCACCAAAUUUGGAAUCUUCAAGAAACCCUGAGAAGGGUGGUUCCUCAGUCCCUUUUUCCCGGCCAAAGUUUGGGAGACCCCUCAAGCCUCCCUCCUACGACUCCCACCAACACUCCAGGGGAGGAGUGGAAAACAGCAGCUAUCUAGACAGCCCACAGACAGACCUGAGUUUCUCCUACUUGACCAAAACUAACGACUUCAGGCAGGAGCUCUGCCUGCCUGACUCUGGUUUGGAGCCGCCAGUGUACGUGCCUCCGCCAUCGUACAGGUCGCCACCCCAGCACAUCACAAACCCCUACCUGGAGGAUUUGGAGCCCAGGCCUGUGUGUGGUGAUCGCCAUCAUCCGACUGAGGAGGCCACGGCCAGCUCUCAGCUCCCUUCUGGCUCCCUUGGGAGUGGGAGUGAGUACGAUGCAAGCCCACGCUCUCCUCGAAGAUUCCCUCAACAGCCCCGUCCCACCACUGCUUAUGACGGCUCUGUUCUGUAUAUUCCCUUUGACGACCCACGGAUACGACAUAUUAAACUGGCCCAACCCCAGGGUUUCUGUGAAGAAAUAAAGGCGGAUGAGAACUUGUACAACCCUGGUUCGGCCUCUGCCCCAGAGCCAGCUCAUGGAUACAUGUACCAUGAUGGUGCCACUUUGAACCCACAGAGCAUGAUACCCCCAUCAGGGAACGAGAAAGGCCCUGCCCUUGCCAAUCCCAGUCCUCUGUGGCCAUGGGGCCAGCUCCCCAGGGAUGGAGAAAAUGGUGGCUUUUCUGACCAAAGAGACCACUGUGUGAUGAGAGGACAGUGGCCUGACGUGAGCAGCAGCCAGCAUGGACAAGCAGAAAGCCAAGCCUCAUCCCCACACCCACAGGGCGAGAGUACCUGCGAAACCCGAACCAAGCUCAGAAAGUUUGAGACUGGGAUUCAGACCAAGAAAAGUUCAAAGAAAAAAAUGAACGAGACGAUAUUUUGUUUGGUUUCCAUCCCAGUUAAAUCAGGAUCACAUCUGCCAGAUAUAGAUACCAACAACAAUGACUUAAAACAGAGCGCUGAUAAAAAGCAUGGGCUUGAUAAGGGCGCAGCUCUGCAGGAGCAGAGCCUGCUGAGCACGUCUUCCACCGACCUGGAGCUGCAAGCUCUCACAGGAAGCAUGGCUGGGAGGACAGAGCUCCAAAAACAAGAUCUGGGGGAACCAGAAGACAAACAAACAGAUGACCUCAGCUUCAUUCACCCUAUGAAACACAGAGAGCUCAAGUAUUCUGGCUCGUGGCCAGGGCACCACUACAGAGAUCAGCAAACACAAACCACUUUCACUGAGGAAUCCAAAAGCCUGCAGCCCCUCCCUGAUGAGAAGUCGGGAUGGUCACCGAAUGCUCUGCUGACUCCAAAAUUUCUAGACCCUACUGCCUCGGAAGCUCAGAUGCACAUGGUGUUAGUGUCCAGUGACCAAAACCAAAGGCCAAAUGCUCACCACCUCAAAGGCCAACUGUCCCUCAACCCUUCCAGCUACAGUGCUUUUUCAAGGACUUCCUCAUCCACGAACCAGGCCCCUGUACCAAAGGUGGGCCAGAGUCAGGCCUGUGUGGACGGCCACGGACACGGAGCCAGCCCCGUGCCCAAAGGCGAGGUGGUGAAGGGGGCAACCACAGGCCCAUGCAACAGUCAACAGCUGUUUGGUCAGUUUCUUUUAAAACCCGUUAGCCGACGUCCCUGGGAUUUGAUAAGUCAGUUAGAAAGUUUUAACAAGGAGCUUCAGGAAGAGGAAGAGAGCAGUCAUAGCAGCACUCGCAGCGACGACAGUGAGACAGAAUGGCAGCUGCAAAGCGCUGCUUACUCCACACCCAGUAAUAUGGGCUUCAGGGAAGACAGCCAUGAAAGGAGAGCCGAGGAAUCGCCAAGGCGGUUGGUGCCGGAGGAGCUCGCGUGCAGGUCGGGAAGAGUUAAGAGUAAGUCUGAGAGUUGGAGUGACGAGCAGAAGCCUGCCACCCACCACCUGGGUGCCCGUCCUCAAUCCCCGGGCGGCCCCUCACAGGCGGAGGAUGGCAGAGGUGAAGUGUUGCUGUCAACACAUGGCAGCUUGAUUCCAGAGAAGCAACACCAGGAGAUCAAGAAAAGAAUGAAGGAGCUAGCGGUCAGCCCAGGUCCUGUGAAAAGAAUCACGUCUUCUAGGUCAGGUGACACAAAACCAGUGUCUGACCCAGCUGAACUGAGGGAGCCCCAGGGAAGGCGGGAGCUCCCCAGUGUUCCAAGUUCUGUGGAGCUGAGCAAAGCGGGGACCCCUCUGAAGCCCGGCGGUGGGGAGGAGAGGGACACGGUGGUCCGCCUCUCUCUUGCUGGCAAACCCCGAGGACUCUCUGCACCCGACUUGAGGUCUGUGGGGCUGACCCCGGCACGAGAGCAGAGUGCCGAUAAGUUAGAUGGGUCUUCAGGUGAAGCGAGUGCCAUAGAAAUCCCCCCAAACGAAUCCCUUCAAGCGAGGGCUGUGAGGAUCCUGGGCAUCGACGUGGCCGUGGAGUCCCUGCUGCCAGGCACCAGGAGAACAGGACAGAGCCGUCCCCCCGAGCCUGAUGGCAGUGCCCGCAGGCCAGCGUCCCCCACAGAGGAGCCGGUGUCCAAUCCAGUGCAGCCGGAUAACCCCACGGUGUCCACUGAUGCCUUUUAUGGCAGGAGAAAGUGUGGCUGGACUGAAAGCCCUCUCUUUGUAGGGGACAGGGACAGUGCCCGACGGGCUCCCUGGGCGUCUGAAUGCUCAGGUGUGGACGGAGCCAGCCCCAGCGAGGCCCCCAACCCCGAGCCUCACCCUAGCACCCAGGAGUCCAAGCCCUUCAAUCACAAGGACGGAGGGACAAAAAAAGCACCCUUCAGGUCCACUUUGUUCCAUUUUAUAGAAAGGACUCCAAGUGUGGCCGUCUCACAGAAGCUGAGAAACACUUCCAAAGUGAUUGAAAGUUUACAGGAGAAACUGGCUUCUCCGCCCCGGAGAGCUGACCCUGACCGCCUGAUGAGGAUGAAAGAGGUGAGCUCUGUGUCUCGGAUGAGGCUGCUGAGCUCCCGGAGCACGGACUCCAUGGAGGAGAGGGGUCCAGGGGCUCCGCCUGGAGGCCUGGUGUCCCUGACCACCGAAGACCUGGCCUGGAAGGAGGGAGAUGGGCUCUCUGUCUCCAAGGGUGCCCUCUUCUGGGAAGAAAACAAGCACCUGGCAGCAGGCAGGGAGAAGAGGACCGUGGAUCACGACUUCUGGUGCCCAGAUUCAUAUGACCCUAGCAGAGUGGAGAGGGUGUGAUGAGAUGCCGGUGAAGUGUGGACCCAUGAUAUUUGCUAAUUGAGCGUUGUCUGAUUUUAUCUAUCAGCCAGCUUGCUGGGGUAUCAGCUGGAAACGGCUGGCUUUUAGUGCACUGUGACAUCCUUUACCACUACCACCAGGAAACUCGUCAUCCUUACAGAGUAGCUCUGUGGAAAUAAAGCAGUAGUCCGUUGACACCAUCUGUUUUUAUAGCAUGAAGAAUUAAUACUUAUAUUUAGAAAAGAGUCACAUAGACUCUCCUGAAUGAUGGAAUUAGCCAUUAUGGUUCAAUUGACAAUUUGGACAUGGACGAGACAGUGAAUGAUUUUGAAAGGACUGUGAAUGUCAUAAAUUCCCCUUUGCAUUUCCAGGUCCUGCGUUCCAUGCUAAUUUUAAGGAGCUUGGGACAUAGGCCGUUGCCUAGUGUUUCUGCACUUUGAGUUUAGGGAAAUGUGAAUGAAUAUAUCUGAUCCAUUUCUAAUCAAUUUGGCCUUCUGCUGCUGGAAGGAACUUUACUUACAAGUAACUUGCCAUCAGAACAUAAAAGCAAUAUCUUUUAAGUUCCUAAAAGAUUAAAACUUGUACUAUAAUGUACUAAGAGUAUUAUUUAUCUGGUAAUGAAAUGCUUUGAUCGUUUGCAAACAUACCAUUGUCUGCUUUGCACUCAGUAUUAUCUAUUUUUUAUUUCCUGUAUGGAUGUUUAGAAAUUCUUUAUAUGAAAAAUAAUUACUGUUUUAAAAUAGACCAUUUUAACAAAGUAACUAUAUUUCUUUUUACAAAAAUGCUAUUUUUCUAUGAUGUAAACAGUUGUUAGGUGGCAGAUUUUUAAGGAAGUAUUAUUUUAUUUAAGAGUCUGUAUCCCUUUGUAUGAGAGAGACCCAGAGAGGGUUCACAUCUGCUUUAAGCGUAUAUCCCUUAUCCAUUCAUACCUCUGUUCCUUCUAUUUUAUCUUAGAAACAGAUGUCAAUGUAGACAUUUUACAGGGUUAAUCAAACUUUCAGAAAUAAUUUUUUACAAAUGUAACUGUAAGGUUAUUUGUGAAAAUAACCCUCUGAAAACCAGCCAAUGUCCUUAUAACAAUUUUUACUGCCACAUCCACAAGAACUACCAAAAAGCAUAGUUUCAUUUUUGUAUAUCUGUGGGGAUCUGCCCUGAAAUCAUACUUUCCUCCCACCCCCACCCUCUGCCCUUUAAGGAAUAUGUAUUUUUAUCUAGAAUGAUCCUUAAUUGGUCUCUGCAUAUUUUUAAAAGUGCUAGAGACAUUAUAUAUAUGCCAGUACAAAAGCAUUAUGAGGCCUAUGUAUUCUACUGUGUUUACUAUUGCAUUAACCUGCACAAAGUUUAUGCAUUUUUUUAUGCAUUCGUCCCUCCUUUCUAAGUAAGGUAUUCUUAUCAGCUAACAUAUUUCCUGAGUGGUUCUUGUCUUCCCUCCACUCUCCCUCUCUCCCUCCCUUUCUUUCCUUUCCCUCCUCCCCUAUUUCUUUCAUUAUCUCCCUUUUUUUUUCUUUUUCUUUUCUUUUUUUAAAUUUUUUUUGAGAAACCACCUUAGCUAUUUUUAGACAUUUCAAAUUCCUAAAAUGUGAACUGUUGGGUGGUCUAUAAUUUGGUCCCAAAACGACUUACUGGGCUUUUAUGGCCCAUUUUUAUCUGUACCAUAUGAUUUUAUUUCAUAAGAACUUAAUGUAUUUGGACUGUAAUAAACAACACAGAAUCUAAGUAAUUCUGAAAAAUCUUUUCAGAUACACUUAUCUAUAGUCUUGGUUCUUACCUAUUACUCAUAGUCACUUCUUUCCAGAUUUUGGCUCAGGAAAAGUUAUAGUAGGCUCUUGUUUUCACAACACAAUGCGAUGGGCCAAGUUUCUGCUAGGAAUGGCUGAAACUGUUUUUCCCAGGAAAAAUUUAGUGGGAAAGAGGUCAAUUACUCUGUUAUGGUUGAUGAGUCACUGAAGUCAUCUGGUAGAACUAAAUGAGGGUGGUUACCUGGAGGUGUUGUGGGGGUCCUUGCUUCCCUCUUUAACUGCAAAUGAAAGAAGGUAUACGUGUGUGUAUAUACAUAUGCAGACACAGAUAUAGACACAUAUAUACAUGCAUGUAUUUUAACUCUGUUCUGACUUUCUUUGAAAUUUUCUUGAUCCCAGCUAAAGACUCUUUUCAUCAAAAGAAUCAAAUUUUAGGUUUUCCUCAAGAGAAAUAGAAGGAUCCUAAAGAGAAACAAAUUACUGUACCUUGUGUUUAUCACAAACCAAAAUAUGAUAGUCUUCUAUUUUGUUUUAUUCUAAAUUGUUGCAUCAUAGCUUUCUGAAAUGAUUCUGAAUUUAGUUGAAAUUGAUCAAUAUUUAUACUUUUAACCUUAAUUUCUAGAUUUCAGCCUGUAUAGAAAGCUUUUGGGGGGGGGUAACUGAAAAUUUGACUUUUAAACUUGCAUAAAUAACACAGUCUCUAAUCAAAAAUAGCUUUCCCAAAGGUUUUGAACUUAACGCUAAUUAUUCUUUUAUUAGUUCUAUUUCUCAUACAUACAAAGCUCUUCAUUAUUAUUUGUGGCUGGGAAAAACUUUUCAUAUUUUGUGUUUGUCAUUGUUUUUCUCAUAUGUAUGACUUACUUUCGGUGUUUAAUCAUUUGGGGCUUAUAAAAUUAAAUUAAAAGUUCUAAUUUUGACCAUUUUGACUGAAAAUUAUAUGAGCAAUUAUAUAUUAAAUGUAUUUGCAUUUUUUAAUUUGCAAAAGAAGAGGAAAACGUUGGUAAUAUAGCUCUAAUGACUUCUUUGAAGAAAAUUUCUGAAUGAUUGAAAACCAAAUAUUUUUAUUAUCAGUUUAAACCUUACGUUUCUACAAACCACAGAAAACUCCUCCCGAAGAUGCAUAGCCCCUGACUGUAUCUUCAGAACUUUUUUCCAUGUUGUGCAUAACAAUUUGGAUUUCUUUCUGAAAAGUCCCUUAAAACUGUAUCUACUCUCUGAGAUCCCAGUGUUACAGAGAUACCAGAAUUACAGGUGGAGGUUUUGAAUCAUGUGGAAAUUCUCAGUGGAACUUUUCUUAUUCCACUUGACUGUUAGUGAAGUGUUGUUGUUAAUGGAAGUUCAAGUGCUUAAACGCCAAUCACUCUGAAACUAGACCCUGACCACUUUUUGCAGCAGCAAAAUGACUUACUCUUGAUAGCAGCUUCGUUGAGGGCUUCUGAGGGAAAAUGAGCUGAUCCACUGUUGACACAGCUCCUCCCCAGCUCUGAACAUAAAGGACUGAUGGAAGUGAAGAUUAACCCGCCAUUUCAUGUGUGACCCCCAAAGGUUAUGUUUGUGUGCUUUUGACUAUUUUUGUUGUUAUUUUGUUUAAGAUGGUUAAGUAAUACACAAUUAAGCGUCACGUUAGCAUCUCUUAGAAAGUGACCAGUGCAGCAGAAUUCUCUGUCUAAAUACAGGAGAUUAGAGGAACACUUCCAAUUUUCUAAAUUCUUGUAGGCAGUUACUCUAGCGUUUGAGCCGUUGUUCUGCCAGAUCCAUCUGUGCAGGGGAGAUGAAGCUUAAGGGGUAGAGUGGGGGUGGGAGUGUGCUUCUUAAUCUGAAGCUAUUAGAGCAGGCCUGGGGGAUUUUUGCAUUUUCUUUCUGUUUUGUUUUUCACUUCGGAUUCUGUACAUCUGUUUGAGGGAGGAGAGUUGCUACUCAGGACAGAUUUUAAGAGACGCAUUCCAAGUGACCUUGAAGAGUCGACAUGGUGGGAGGUCCUUCCCCCCACUCCACCUCCCCCACCCCAUUCCCCCCUCCAGCGUGGGUUGGUGUACUCUGGGACCCACCAAGGGAAGAAGGGGAAGAUAAUAAAAUAUCACUAAAGAAAUAAUGGUCCCUAGCCUGCACGUUAAGGAGUGGUGAAGACUGUAAUUCAGAUCGAGGCCUCUUGGAAAGGUUGGUAUACUCUAGCAAGCUGCCCGUUGAAACAGUCCUUGGGUUCAUCAGCAGUGUGGCGAGGCGGGCAGAGCGCCUGCAGAUUCCUGGCCUUGACUUUUGAGAGCCCCUGUCACAGCUGUAUUUACUAGAGGACAGAGAGGUCCUUGUGCUGUGGACUCUGACUGAAACGUGAACCCAAAGGCAAGUCCUGCCAUUCAUCCCGAUGCCUUGAUUGGGGGUGAGGAGGAAGCUCCCUACAAGAUUAGCCCCUUUCCCAUGUGGAAGUCAGGCCCACGGGGGCUAAUAGCUGUGCCAGAGAGUCAGCACUCUCUCCUGCUUCCCUUUACCCCGCCCCAUGGCAGGGCCGAGAGGUGCCACUCAUGGUCACGGAGCAAGAGGGAGACAAAGGCAAGUUCAGGUUGAGAAAUUAGACGUGAAAACCAUAUGUCCUGGCCAGGGAGAAAAGCAGUAAGCUACAGAUUUAAAAAUCAAUGAGGCACUUACUCCCCACCUGAGUCAGCUGGAAUUUGAUCCCUCACACUCAGGCCUGACAGGAAAGCAAAGUGGAAGCAACUCAAAACACCACUGCCACCAGCAAAAACAAGAGCUUCUAAAAUCUCGUGAAGACACAGCCCUGUAACCCCACAGAAACUUUGUAUCUGCCCAGCAGUUCUUUGGGCACUAUUAAUUAGUACUUACAGCAGGUAGAGAGGGAAAGACCAGGAAAAGACAACUGGUAAUGGCUGGCAGCCAGCUGCGGUCAUCGCCCCCAGAACAGGCAGUGCCAGAGACAUGAAGGUGAGGAGAGGUGAAGGUGGGUGAAGACAAAUACCAGCAGCAAAGCAAAGAUGAACGUCUUCAAGGAGUGCUUGUAUUUCUCUGCACAAUGUAAAGACUCUUGCAAUUUCAGGAUGGCUGACCUGCUCAGUAACACACGUGUUCCAAAUAAAGAUUUUUGCAUGAA
Hipposideros armiger (great roundleaf bat) is the source of this 9419-nucleotide messenger RNA. It is a transcript of the gene JCAD, whose product is annotated as junctional cadherin 5 associated. The transcript has 5 exons. Gene Ontology annotation, cellular component: ruffle membrane; adherens junction. Gene Ontology annotation, biological process: positive regulation of blood vessel endothelial cell proliferation involved in sprouting angiogenesis. The record is from RefSeq and is a predicted model, not a curated record. Lineage: Eukaryota; Metazoa; Chordata; Mammalia; Chiroptera; Hipposideridae. Bases 513 to 4577 code for a protein of 1354 amino acids.